Messenger RNA from Danio aesculapii, 2688 nucleotides. It is a transcript of the gene tgm2l, whose product is annotated as transglutaminase 2, like. Bases 319 to 2397 code for a protein of 692 amino acids. The record is from RefSeq and is a predicted model, not a curated record. The transcript is spliced from 13 exons. Gene Ontology annotation, molecular function: protein-glutamine gamma-glutamyltransferase activity. Lineage: Eukaryota; Metazoa; Chordata; Actinopteri; Cypriniformes; Danionidae. Gene Ontology annotation, biological process: peptide cross-linking.
GGUAGAGCUACAUUCACGAACACAGAUCACUGUCUGUACACACUUCGCACCUCUGGCUGCCUGCAGGAUUUUGUAUGUGUGUGUGAUGUCAGAGGUCAUAAAGGCCACGGGGAGGAUGUGUGAGUCAGGGUGUGUCUUAUGCAGAAAGACGGACAGUCAACGAUAGAGACGGAGGGGCGUGGAUGUGCUUUCAUUAUAAAAAUGGAUCCUUAAAAUGCAGAGAGAGCACAGCUGUCUUGGACUGCACUGGAAAUUUACAGGAAACAUCAAGAGCAGGGUUGUAAGGCUUAUAGACUACUUGUCAAGCUAAAUCCAUCAAUGGCCAGCUAUAAUGCCAUACUGAGUGAUGUAGAUUUGCAGUAUUUCGAGAAUAAUCAUGCUCACCGCACAGAGGAGAUGGAUGUGAAGCGCCUGCUGGUGCGCAGAGGUCAACCCUUCUCUGUCAUACUGCAGUGUACAGAGAUAAUCCCACAACUUCCAGACCACCAGAUCAACCUCAUACUACACCUGGGUAAGAAUAAUGAGGUGGUCCUGAAGGUGUCGAACUCAGCGCAGGAUCCUGGGAAAUGGUGGUUCAGUCAGCUUAACGCUCAGGGGGAGGUGAUGCUGACCCUCCACAGCCCUGCGGAUGCUCCUGUGGGUCUCUACAGCAUGACUGUGGUUCUGCUCUCUGCCGAUGGGGAGAUCCUGGAGCAAACCAGUCCUCAGACCUUCUACCUGCUGUUCAAUCCCUGGUGCAAAGAUGACUCUGUAUACCUUUCAAGCGAGGAGAUGCUCCAGGAGUACAUUUUAAAUGAAAACGGUAUCUUGUACCAGGGUGCAUGGGACGAUAUAACCACUGUGCCGUGGAACUUUGGACAGUUUGAAAAAGAUGUAGUGGAUAUUUGCUUCGAUGUGCUGGACAAUUCACCUGCAGCCCUGAAAAACUCAGAGAUGGACAUCAUCAACAGAGCAAGCCCUGUUUACGUUAGCAGGACAAUUACUGCCAUGGUGAAUGCCAAUGAUGACCGCGGGGUGGUAUCUGGGCGCUGGGAUGGAGAGUACAGUGAUGGAGUGGCCCCCACAAGGUGGACUGGCAGCGUGCCCAUCCUGAGGCGCUGGAGUGAUGAUGGAGCACAGAAAGUGCGCUAUGGCCAGUGCUGGGUGUUUACAGGAGUGGCCUGCACAGUACUGCGCUGUCUUGGCAUCCCAACCAGAUGUAUCACCAAUUACUCAUCUGCUCACGACACAGAUGCAAACAUUGCUGUGGAUUACCUUGUCAAUGAUCAGCUUGAAAGUGUGUCUGAAGGCAGGAAGGACACCAUUUGGAAUUACCACUGUUGGGUUGAAUCCUGGAUGAAACGUGAAGACCUCCCAGAAGGUUACGACGGUUGGCAGGUGCUCGAUCCAACUCCUCAAGAAAGGAGUGAUGGAAUUUUCUGCUGUGGGCCUUGUCCCGUCCGUGCAGUGAAGGAGGGAGAGGUGGGGUUGAAGUACGACACCCCAUUUGUGUUUUCUGAGGUGAACGCUGAUCUGAUUGUCUGGAUCGUUCAUCCAGAUGGGGAACGAUCAGAAGUGUCACAAAACAGUAAAAUUAUAGGGCGGAAGAUUAGCACUAAGAGUGUGUAUGGAGACUUCAGAGAGGACAUUACAGCCAACUACAAAUAUCCUGAAGGUUCAAUGAAGGAGCGAGAGGUUUACAAAAAGGCAGGACGGCAAGUGGGCCAAAAGAACGACAGCCCAGGCCAACUCGAGCUUUUCAUCAAGCAUGCCCCAGCUAUCCAUGGGACAGACUUUGACGUGAUCAUAGAGGUGUAUAACGCUGGCAGAGAGGACACCGAUGCACAACUCACAGUCACAUCGAACGCAAUAACCUACAACAGUAUCCACCGUGGAGAAUGCCAGAGAAAGACAACCUCUCUCACAGUGCCAGCUUACAAAGCUCAUAAAGAAGUAUUGAGACUUCAGUAUGAUCAUUAUGGAGCGUGUGUUUCCGAACACCACAUGAUAAGGGUCAUAGCCCUCCUCCAACCUAAUGACCAAGACAACCUGAUCCUGCAAGAAACCAACAUCCCCUUGAAAAUGCCAGCGCUUCAUGUCAAGAUUAUUGGCAAUGCAAUUGUAUCCCGUAAACUGACUGCGCAUAUCUCCUUCACCAAUCCCUUACCUGUUAAUCUUCAAGGGGGUGUGUUUACUGUGGAGGGAGCAGGACUAACAGAGGCCAGAGAAAUAAAAACACAUGGCAAGAUUGAAUCUGGGCAGACUGUGACCGUUAAAUUCUCCUUCAAACCCACCCGCGCUGGCCUGAGAAAAUUGCUCGUGGACUUUGACUCGGACAGACUGAGAGAUGUCAAGGGAGAAGCCUCUGUCAUUGUUCGGACAAGAAUGCGACAUGUGAAUGCGGUCCCAGAAAUUUAGUCAAGCAUGUACAGUUCAGAGAAGCGUACAUCAGAAUACUUCACUGUAAAUGUAGUUAAUGCAAUAUAUUUUACUUGAUGACAGCUAUUUUGCUUAUUACAUCAUUUGUUGGCUAUUUGUUUAUACGAGGAGUUUCCUUCAUGAUUACCUUAUGAUAUCAUUAUGAUAUUUUGGCAUGCUUUCUUUCAUGCAGACCUUGAAUAUAAGAACCACAAAAGCUAUUUUUGUAAAAUGUAUUAAAGUUAUGUGAAUACAGGCUUGCUUUUAUUAUAUAAAAUGUUAAUCUGAUUA